CGGAGCGCGAUGUCGAUCUCGUAAUAUAAAAACACUGUAAUUGCGCGAGUGCCCUACAUGGCUAAAGUUAUACAGAUUACAUAUAUAUAACACAUUAAAUUCUUCAAGACUGGUUUUCAUAGAUGUGGGACAGAAUAAAAAAAAAAAACACGCUAAAAAAAUAAUAAAAAAAAGGCUUCUGAUUUAGUUCCGUAGCCGCCGCUACGAAAAUCGCUGUUUAACAUUUGCCAUAAGCACUGCUGAUCUUCCCUACAAUCUCUGGUAAAUGAUUGUAAAUUGAUCACAACAAUUACCAAAGUAAUUAUCAAAAUAACAAUAGUCUGCAUUGUUGACAAUUGUCAAUUCUUCAAAUGUUCUCUGAUAGUUUUGUUGACGUACGUAAAAUCUACUGGUACAGAAUUUAUACAAUGAAUCCACCAGAACUCACGGCACAUACCACUCAUACUGGAUCACCUCUAGGUACCCAAUUUUCUAAUUGAGGAAACACGCCAACGUAAGUCGCACUCCUAAACUGCUUAACAGAGCGUUAAAAUCAUUCAUGAUUAACCAUUAGAGCUAGUUAUUGAUCAGCUGUUGCACCUGCAUUUACACGACUUGCAUUUAGUGAAGCUUGACGACAGGCUGCCUCCUUUGCUCUUGGACGAAUAAUUAACUGACAAGAGUCAUGUCUGAGCAUGCACAUGUGUUCGGUAAUGACUGUUUGCAAGCGAUAUUUCAAAGAAACAGUCAUACUGAGGAAUGCACAAAUUGUCGAAAGGCAAAGGACACGUAGUCUGGUAUGUCAGUCUACAUGAGGUCAAGAACCUUCCAGAGGAAACAAAGGAAAAUUUAAUAUACCAAAGCUAAGAUAAUCAAAACUAGAGGCUGUAGCCAGUAGUUGAGGAUAAGUAAAGAUUGAAAUGUAGAUGUCAAGUGAUUGGGUUGUGAGACGAGUGGAGAAUGAAUGUAACUUGAGAGAGAGAGAGAGCCACCAGAAGAGACAAUGACUCAUAUGCAACAGCACAUACUUGCCAGUGCAAUUAUUCUGGCACUCGUCGUCGUCUGUGGUAUUCAUGUCUUCUUGUUCCCUAUGUACACCUCCAAUCCACCAAUGAGGCACACCAAAGUCUCGGUUUAUGAACAGGCAUUGUGCAGGGCUAAUCCUAAGCACGUGAAGAUGCCUGUUGAGUGGAAGAAUCCCUGCCCCAUGUAUGGAAUCGUCUCUGCUGUUCAGGGUGGACGUUUGGGUAAUCAAAUUUGGGAGUACGCAUCUGUCUGGGCAACCGCCAGGAGAACUGGCCUCGAACCCUUCAUGCCCAGGUGCAUUCUCAAGACUUUACAGCAGUACUUUGAUAAUUUGAGCAUUCCACCAUUGAGUUACAUCGGAAGGUGCACUCUGGAUAUUGGACAGGUCGUCAAUUCCCCGGGGCAGUGGAAUAGCACUGACCAAAAUAUUAUCAUUCCGAGGCAUGCAGCAUACUGGAGUCUGAUUCUGGGAUGGCUUGACGAUAUCCGAAGGGAAUUUACCCUCAAGCCAUCCCUGAAAAAAUAUGCAGAGAUUCGUUUAGCCAAUAUUGCAAGCACCUUUAAUAAAAGCUCGCCAACAUUUGUAGGCAUUCACGUGCGAAGAACAGACUACGUCGAUUAUCUUUGGCAAAAAUUUCAAGUUCGAGCUGCGCCAGUUGAAUAUUACCUGUCAGCGAUGGGAUACUUCAGUAAAAAAUACAAGAAUGUCUUAUUUAUCGUGGCGAGUGACUCAAUCAGGUGGUGUAAAUAUAAUUUACGUAGCAGUAGUCACAAAAUCACUUUCAUUUCUGAUAUUGAGGCACGGGGAGUGGGCAGGGAUUUGGCAGUGCUCGCUGCUUGCAAUCACAGUAUUAUUGAUUAUGGCACUUAUGGAACUUUUGCAGCGAUCAUGGCUGCUGGUGAAACCGUUGUUUACAAUGUCUCAUCGUAUUUUUCGACUAUGAUUGCUGAGGUACUGCCCAAUUGGCACAUCAUGAGUUGAAUUACACGUUUAUUGCCGAUUAUUAAGGAUGUUUAUCCCCCUUUUCAUGACAUGUUUGUAUAACAAAUUAUUCCAUAUAUUUUCAGCUGAUGAAGAAACACGUAAAGAAAUUUUCUAAAAUUGAAAAAAAAAAAAAA
This is a messenger RNA of Fopius arisanus, 2124 nucleotides long. Its product is annotated as galactoside 2-alpha-L-fucosyltransferase 1. Bases 983 to 1987 code for a protein of 334 amino acids. Gene Ontology annotation, cellular component: membrane. Gene Ontology annotation, biological process: carbohydrate metabolic process. The transcript is spliced from 2 exons. Gene Ontology annotation, molecular function: galactoside 2-alpha-L-fucosyltransferase activity. NCBI's taxonomy places the organism in Eukaryota, Metazoa, Arthropoda, Insecta, Hymenoptera, Braconidae. The record is from RefSeq and is a predicted model, not a curated record.